Molecule: messenger RNA, 1032 nt
Organism: Symbiodinium sp. CCMP2592
Lineage: Eukaryota; Dinophyceae; Suessiales; Symbiodiniaceae
Source: the annotation of a GenBank genome assembly
AUGGCUGUUGAUGACUCACUGGCUGCCGAUGAUGAGACACAAAAUCAAGAGGAGGAGCAAGAAGAGGAUGAGGAGGCUGAUCAUGAGCAGCACAUUGGGACUGCUGAGGAAGGGAGCCAGCUUGUUGCGGCAAAUGAGGCUUCGGAUGAUGACUUGCAAGUCAUGACUCCUGUCAAGCAUGCACCGCAUGAGGUGCUUGUCGUGACUCCGGUGAGGCGACAGCUGAGCUUCGGAUCAGAGGCUUCAUCAGCUUCAGACAAGAGCAUGAGGCAAGUUGGCCUAAUGAGAUUCUGGUCGCCGGCGGGAGCAUCAGACAAGAGCAUGAGCUCUCCCGUGGGCUCUCCGCUGGCAGACCUGGAGGAAUAUCCUGAGGCGCCUCCCAGAAAGACGAAUAGGAUGAGCAUGGAAGAUACCAUAAGAGGCAUGCUGCGGAGAGGUGAGCUGAGUGUGGGUGGUCAGCGGUUGAGCUUGACCGCUGAGAACAUGAGAAGUGUUCAUGAGUCGAUGAGAAAGAGCACUGCAAGUCGAGGGCGGCCGAUCAAAUCCUCGAAUGAGCUCAGAGGAGUCUUGGGCGGAAGGAAAACCAACCGCAGGGCCAAGAAUGAGAAACCACGUCAGUUUGAGAUCGCGAUAAGCAUGAAGCAUGCCAUCUGCAAAGAGAUGUAUGAGCAGCGGCUGAGAUUUCCCAACGAGAGUUCCAUGCUUGAUGAGUUUUCCCGGGCCAAAAGCAUCAGAAAAGAUCGGCUGCAAGAGAUAUGGGCAAACAGAGCCGAAUGGGCAAAGAUGAGCCAGCAUGGGAGAGCCAAUGCCUCGGCCAAUGAGAUGAAGGGAGCAAAGGCUCGCUUGAGACGAGUGGGAGGAGGCACCAAGAGGGAAUUUCCUGAGCUGGUUGAGAAGGUGAGGCACUGGCUGGAUAAGGAGAGGUCGCAUGGGGAUGUGGUCCUGGCAAAGCAUUUGGCCAUGACCUAUGGGUCAUUCCUCAAAGUGAGGGCUGAUGAGCUGUCCACCCUGCUGGAGAAUGAGGACUUGAGU